Messenger RNA from Aspergillus terreus NIH2624, 1278 nucleotides. RefSeq names its product putative carboxypeptidase S1 (gene cp6). Gene Ontology annotation, cellular component: fungal-type vacuole. Gene Ontology annotation, biological process: proteolysis. The record is from RefSeq and is a predicted model, not a curated record. NCBI's taxonomy places the organism in Eukaryota, Fungi, Ascomycota, Eurotiomycetes, Eurotiales, Aspergillaceae. Gene Ontology annotation, molecular function: serine-type carboxypeptidase activity. The transcript is spliced from 5 exons. Bases 1 to 1278 code for a protein of 425 amino acids.
AUGGAGUUUGUCAAGAAUUCGGGCAUCUGUGAGACCACCCCGGGGGUCAAUCAGUACUCGGGGUAUCUCUCCGUAGGCUCGAACAUGAAUAUGUGGUUCUGGUUCUUCGAGGCCCGGAACAACCCGAAGCAAGCUCCUCUGGCUGCCUGGUUCAACGGUGGCCCUGGCUGCUCGUCCAUGAUCGGUCUGUUCCAGGAGAAUGGCCCUUGCCACUUUGUCAAUGGGGCCAGUACCCCGUCACUCAACAAUGCCAGCUGGAAUAACUACGCCAACAUGUUAUACGUUGACCAGCCCAUUGGUGUUGGCUUCUCAUACGGCACGGACGAUGUCACAAGCACGGUGACCGCUGCGCCGUACGUCUGGAAAUUGCUACAGGCAUUCUACGCGCAGUUCCCAGAAUACGAAAGCCGGGAUUUUGCCAUUUUUACCGAGUCGUACGGUGGACACUACGGCCCCGAAUUUGCCUCGUACAUCGAGCAGCAAAACGCUGCCAUCAAGGCCGGAUCCGUGAGCGGCCAAAACAUCAAUAUUGUGGCCCUCGGAGUGAACAACGGCUGGAUCGAUGCGACGAUCCAGGAGAAGGCCUACAUUGACUUCAGCUAUAACAACUGGUACCAGCAGCUCAUCGACUCCUCGACUCGCGACAGCCUCUUAGACGCGUACAAUAAUCAAUGUCUCCCUGCUCUGCAACAGUGCACAAAAUCAGGUUCCAAUUCCGCCUGCACCAAGGCUGACAGUGUGUGCUACCAGAACAUUGAAGGGCCGAUCAGUUCUUCGGGUGACUUUGAUGUUUAUGAUAUCCGGGAGCCGUCCAGUGACCCUUACCCACCUUCGACAUACUCGACGUAUCUCUCCAACCCGACCGUCGUCAAGGCUAUUGGAGCUCGCACCAACUACCAGGAAUGCCCGAACGGGCCGUAUAACAAAUUUGCUUCAACCGGUGAUAACCCCCGGUCAUUCCUCUCUACCCUCUCCAGCGUGGUCCAGUCCGGGAUCAACGUCCUUAUCUGGGCGGGCGAUGCCGACUGGAUCUGCAACUGGCUUGGUAACUACGAAGUCGCCAAUGCAGUUGACUUCUCAGGACACGCCCAGUUCAGCGCCAUGGAUCUGGUGCCGUACACAGUCAAUGGUGUUGAGAAAGGGCAAUUCAAGACCGUGGACAACUUUUCAUUCCUGAGGGUCUAUGAGGCCGGCCAUGAAGUACCUUACUACCAACCCGAUACGGCGUUGCAGGUGUUCGAACAGAUUCUCCAGAAGAAGCCACUCUCUUCCACAUAA